Molecule: messenger RNA, 2387 nt
Organism: Miniopterus natalensis
Lineage: Eukaryota; Metazoa; Chordata; Mammalia; Chiroptera; Miniopteridae
Source: RefSeq, a predicted model, not a curated record
AAUCAGAACUCUGUUGCUUCAACUUUCUGAGUAUUAUAUGGCCUAUAAGGACAAUGAUGAUUGAGCCAAUAGAAAUUAGGACAACAAUGACUGAGCCAAUAGAAAUUAGGGAAAAUUCCAAGGGCGGGGCGGAGUCAAGGUGACCGAGUUGGUAAAUCCUGAACUCGCUUUCUCCCAAGAGAACAUCGGAAUUAAAACUGGAUCCUAGAGCAGCCAUCAGAGAGAACCACCUGAAGACUAGCUGAGCAGAAUUUCUCUAACUAAGGGUGUAAACAAGGAGCCUCGCCAGACAGGCUGUGUCAUCAUGCUCCCUUGGGCAGCCUUCCCAAGCCUUGUGCUUCUCUGGGCAGAUGCAGUAGUUUCUCAGGCCCGUGUGAGUGGAGUGGUGGGUCAGCCUGUCACCCUACCCUGCACCUACUCAACAGCUCGUGAAGUCACAACCAUGUGCUGGGGCCGAGGGGGAUGUUCUGUAUUUAAAUGCUCAAAUGAAAUCAUCUGGACUGAUGGCUACCGUGUCACCUUUCGGAAGGACAAGCGUUAUGAGCUAAAGGGACUCAUUUCCAAAGGGAAUGUGUCUCUAACCAUAGAAAAUGCAGCCCAGUCUGACAGUGGGGUGUAUUGUUGCCGAGUGGAGCAUUCAGGGUGGUUUAAUGACUUGAAAAUCAGCAUAUCAGUGGAGAUAAAGCCAGCUCCACCUGAGGUCACCAGUGCCCCAACAUCACCUAGGGUCUUCACCUCUCCUCCUACGACACCGGCACCAACACUAGACCUUCAGACAGCUCCACCGAAUGUCACCAGUGUCCCAGCAUCACCUAGGGCCUCUACCUCUGCUCCUACAACACCAGCAUCCACACAGACAUUCAAGACAGCUCCACCUAAAGUCACCAGUGUUCAAACAUCACCCAGGGUCUCUACCUCUGCUCCUAUAACUCCAGCACCCACGUGGAAAUUCAAGACAGAAACUCCUUCAUCGUCUCCAGUGCGGACAGCAGAAACCCAGCCUAUCACAGCACAGGGAACAAAUGCGACCAGCUCAUCGUUGGACUCUUCUUGCCCAACAGAUGGGAGUAGCACUGUGACGCAGCCAUCAGGUGGCGGUUGGCAGUUCAAUGAGACUCACACAUGCUUGAAACAAACGUGGAGGAGCACCAGUAAGGAACUCUCUAUUGGACUCUCCAUUGCUGCCGUGAUAUUGCUCACUAUUUUGGCUGCCGUAAUUACCAAAAAAUAUUUAUGCUUGAAAAGAAAGGUGCUGCAAAUAAGCAAAGAGCCUGAGACUGAAACUUCCCGAGAUUCAACUGCUGUGCGCUACGAAGCGUGUGACAACAUCUACUUUGAGAACAACCUUUACAACGUGCGUUAGGGCGCAGGGCCCUCUAAGGCCUUAGGCCCUUGACUGCAGAAGGCAAUGGCCAGACCUCACUGUGUCAGACCUUUGAGCUCCAGGAUGAUUUUCCUGUCAGUUUUGCAUGGCAUUCGGCAGGCCAGUGGUGCUGGGUAGGGUGUCUCUAGCUUAUCAGUGUGUAGUCAACCUUAUUGUUAGUAAGUCCUAAUUUUAUAUACUGAAAUUGGCUCAAUAUUUCUGGUCAUAGCAGAGCUCUCUCGCAAGUAUGAAAUGAACAGUUAAGAAUUGUAUAUUCUCUUUAGACCUCAUGAAUCCUGUAUCCGUUAAGAUUUCUCAUUAGGUAGACAGGCAGCAAAUACCUUGGUCACCAAGUCUGUCAGGAACAGUGGGAUAGGACUUACAAUCAGCAAAUCUGACUUGGUACUUAAAUUCCUUCACUUGGAAGCAUUUCAUGAUUACCUCUUGUUUUUUAUCUUUCAACUCCAAACGCUACAUUCCUUUGGUUCCUCCAAGGUUUUCAAAUUCUGGAGGUACAUAGGUUUUUGUUUCCCUGAUGGGGAAAUAAAGUCAGUGUGAUUUUGCCACUAGAUCUCCCCCCACCCCCCCAUUGCUCUGAAAACAUAAGGUUUUAAGUGCUUUCCCUGGGACCAGGAUGUGGGUCUUAGUAGUUAGAAGAAGCCAGGAUGGUGAGUGGACCAAGUAGAUACUGGGGGAAGAAAAUAAAUUGCUAUGUGAUUUAGAAGGAAGGAAGGGGAAGUAUUUAGUUAACAUUAAUUUUUUUCUGUAAGUUUAUCAAUUUUGUAGGAUGUAUGAGUUUUGUUCUUGAUCCUUUGAAACAGUUGAGAUUUCAUUUUCUACAAUCUGUCCUGGGACACUAGGGCAUGGUUAUAAUUAAGACCAUCUAUUAAACUUUGGAAAUUUUGCACGUCUUUAAGAAGUAGCAGAACCAAUCUUUCACUGAUGGAUUGGAGGUUAUUUUGUGAGCACAUGAAAGUGUGAGAGUCUCUUCUUUUCAUUGUAUGCACACUCACCAAUAAAUGUG